Molecule: messenger RNA, 2813 nt
Organism: Macrosteles quadrilineatus (aster leafhopper)
Lineage: Eukaryota; Metazoa; Arthropoda; Insecta; Hemiptera; Cicadellidae
Product: ADP-ribosylation factor GTPase-activating protein 1-like
Exons: 11
Coding region: 142-1359 (405 amino acids)
Biological process (GO): regulation of endocytosis; regulation of ARF protein signal transduction
Cellular component (GO): Golgi membrane
Molecular function (GO): GTPase activator activity
Source: RefSeq, a predicted model, not a curated record
UGGAUCGAGGGUUGGCUAGUAGUUUUAGGUUAUAGUAACUUUACCAUAUUUUAGUUGUUAGCCUAGCCAAUGUAUUAUUUUUUAUAAAAAAUAUUUUUUACAUAUAUUCCUACUUUUCCUCCUGUAUUGAAAUCAGUGAUCAUGGCCAGUCCCCGAACUAGAAGGGUCCUUCAAGAUUUGAUGCCUCAAUAUGACAACUCGAAAUGUUUUGAGUGUGGAGCCCACAACCCUCAAUGGGCAUCAGUGACAUAUGGAAUCUGGAUUUGUCUGGAAUGUUCCGGAAAGCACCGAGGGCUCGGGGUUCAUCUGUCUUUUGUUCGAUCAAUAACAAUGGACAAAUGGAAGGAUAUAGAGUUGGAGAAAAUGAAGGUUGGUGGCAAUCGUAGAGCUAGAGAUUUUUUCGAUGACCAAGAUGAUUGGGAUGACACAAUGCCCAUCCAGCAACGUUACAACACCAAAGCUGCAGCCCUGUACAGAGACAAGAUUGCAACGCUGGCCCAAGGCAAACCCUGGGAUGAGGCCAAGGCUUCUGCACAAGUUUACAGCUCUGGUUCAUCAUCCAGGUCGCAGCCCCAGCAGAGAACCUCUUCACCGCAGUAUGAUAACUCUUAUGAUGGCUCAAGCUACCAGAACAUGAACUCUCAGAAUUUUAAAGAUGAGACGGAAGCGUUCUUCAAUCGCAAACAGUCAGAAAAUUCCACCAGGCCAGACCAUGUUCCCCCCAACCAAGGAGGGAAGUACUCAGGGUUUGGUUACACGAUGGAUCCACCUCCAAAAAGCCAAUCUCAAGAGUUUUUCGACACUGCUGUCUCGUCCUUAGCCAGUGGAUGGUCCCUGUUUUCGACUGGUGCCACCAAACUUGCCACCAAAGCUACAGAAAGCGCCAUUAAAGUGGGUGGUAUUGCGACUCAAAAGGUAGCUGAAAUUGGUGUUAAUGUUAAUGAUAAGGUAAAAGAAGGUAAAUUGUUGGACGAUGUACAGUCACAAGUCUCUAGUUUGGCGAGCAAGUUUGUCGAGUUAACCUCUGAUCGACCCACCGAAGCAUGCAGCAUGACAGUCAGUGAGAUGGGACGCAGAGGUUGGCAAGAUCUGUCAGGUACCAACACGCCAGCGCCUCCCCCACAGUCUGCAUCAGCUGAUAACUUUCCUAGCUACUCCAACUACUCUUCUGAAAAGUCGUCGCUUCUUGUCGACGGAAACUUAAAGCAAAGAAACCAAAGCGGAGGAUCUCAAGGAGAUUGGGGCGGAAAUUGGAACGAAGCAAGUAACGAAAGAAAAAGAAACUCCGUUCCACCUGACACCGACUCAUACAGGAGACGGACAAAAGAAGAUGAGAUAUGGGAUGAAAUCAAUAACUAGUGAGAAAAAGAAUUGUUGUUGCGUAAGAAUUUUAGUCUUCUAGUUAAUCAUUUUAAGAGAAGAUAUUUCCUACAGCCAGUAUCGAGACUAAAAAACAUUAACAUUCGAUUCAGUAUUUAACUUUUGCAUUGUUUUCAGUUGUAUUGAUGUGGUAUGUUCUUGUAGCGAAAUAUCUCAACUGUCAUUUUACAUUAAAGAAUUAAUUUUCAUGUUUAAGACAAGAAAUGUGUUUGUAUAAUAGAAUACAACUUAUUUUUUCAACAAAAAUUGAUCAAAUUCUCUGCUGUUUAUAAAACUUAAAUGCAGAAUUUUAUCUCUUGCUGAAUCGUGGCGCAAUUUAAAAACUUCUGUUUCCAUGAAUUUUUAGUGUUUUUUUAGGAAGUUUGAGACAUCUUUUUAUGUGAAAAUAAUGAAAAGUAUUUGUCAAUUUUAUUGCUUACGAAUACUGCAACUGGACAAAAUGUUGUCAAUAAGGUAUGUUAAAAUCAAUUAUACUGUUGGACUUCCAUUUGUGAUGGUUAAAAAGCAUGAUUGUUAAUUUUUAUUUCAACCAAACUAAGGUAUUUUAAAACUAAGCCUUAUAUGAUAACAGCUGUAUCCAUGCAAAGGCAUUUAGGCACCACUGUAAACAAACCCAAGAAACAUGCAUUCCAGAUAAGCUAAUAAUAAAAUUUUAUUUUUAUUUAUCUUCAACCUGAGUUUAUUGACUUGCUAUGUUUAUUAUUUAUUUAUUUUCAACUCUUAAUUCGAACUAUAAUUUAUGUUUUCUGUGUAUAUGUGUGUUAUAUAUAGGCUAACAUUAAACAACAUACAAGGUUUCUUUCAAAAUUCCCAAUGAAAGUAGGCAAUAGGAUGGCCGUUAUUAAUAAUCAAUGUGUAAAUGCGGAGUAGAAUGGCAGAAUAAAAUGUUUUGAGAAAUAUUCAAAAUGUGGUCAUAAAUUAUUUUUAUGUAGGCCUACGAGUGAUUUUUAUUCUUGAGAUAAUUCUGAAAGAUUAUUUAUCUCUGUAAAACAGAUCUAGUAUCAUUACCGUUGAGAACUUUGAUAAGCACAACAAAAAACGUUUAUUGUACAGUUCUAAAGACUAAAAACGUUUACUAUCAAUUAAUGGUUAAAUAGUUAUAUUCAUCUUGUAUAUUACAUUGUUUCUUAGAAUAUUUAGAAUAACUGUUCAUAUAAAUACAUGAGUGUCAGAAGUUACACAUUAAGUAUCCUGUGUACAGAAUAUUCUUGGUUAUUCAUAAGGAAAUUUUCCACUUGUAUUAUUGGUUUUUCCAUUCUAUCACUGCAGUAAAAUUCAAAUUCCUUUCUAUGACACUGUGAUAUUAUUGUACUUGAUUUAAUAGAGCUACAUGUUUUUUUCUUUGUAUGUUUUAAAGAAGUUAUUUUACACAUUUAUUGUAUUUUAGUGAUGGUACAAUAUAUAAAUUCUAUGAAUCUAAAAAUGUUAAAUAA